Letharia lupina is the source of this 336-nucleotide messenger RNA. RefSeq lists its product as uncharacterized. The coding region runs from base 1 to 336 and encodes 111 amino acids. Lineage: Eukaryota; Fungi; Ascomycota; Lecanoromycetes; Lecanorales; Parmeliaceae. The transcript is spliced from 2 exons. The record is from RefSeq and is a predicted model, not a curated record.
AUGGCGUCGUCCUACAACGGCCCUCAUAAGGUGCAGACUUUCGAGCACUUUGCACAGGAGAGACUCGAUAAGGACGUUGAGUCUAGCACCAGCGUUUCAUCACACGCUAAAGAAUUACCUCUUCGUACGUCCUUGGUUCGAGAUUCAAUGAAGAAGAAAAUCUUCGCAUACAUGGACAAGGGCGACAGAAGCGCAGAUAUCGAACUUGAAAGCGGCCUCUCGCACCCGAGAGUCAAGCAUUAUAGACCCUGUGAUGAAAAGCCCGAAUUGUUCCAAGUCGGCAAGAGCGUCGGAGACAAAAAGGCAAGCAAAAGCACCGCGCCGCCAGGGGACUAA